AUGUCAAACCGUAUUGAACCACUACCACCAACACUUUCCGAAAGACUAAACUCUCAGACUCAUGUUGUAUCCAUCACUUCUGCCCUGAAAGAAGUAGUUCAAAACUCCAUCGAUGCCAAAGCUACCACGAUCACCAUCCAGCUGAAUCUGUACUCGAUGCACUUCGUAGUUAUAGAUAACGGUAUUGGUUUACUUCCUGCUGAGCUGGAUCUUAUAGGACGUCCCAACGUAACGUCAAAAUUGAAGCGCUGGAAUCAGAUUAAGAACGUUAAGACGUAUGGGUUUAGAGGCAAUGCUCUUCACUCCAUUUCUGAAGUCUCAAAGAUAACUAUUAUAACGAAAGUGAAAAAUUACAAUUCUUCUUGGUUGAAGCUGCCGGAUUCGGAAGCUUGCCUGUUAGACAGUAAGACUAGGACAGAUGGUAAAAAGUUACAUGGGUUCCCAAGCGAUGGACAAGGAACACUAAUGUCCGUAGGCCAUAUACUCUAUAAUUUGCCAGUGAGAAGGAAGAUAUUUAUGCAAGAGCCUAAGUAUAAGAGUUAUAAUACUGUCAGAGAGGACCUCCUCCAGUUACUGAUUCAUAAUCCACAUAUCAAAAUGAAAAUGGAGUAUACAGAUGAAUAUGGUAGAAGGAAUAUGCUUCUGAACUACACUCUCAGAUCAGUAUGGCUAGAAGGGGCUGACUUAUAUUCUUACGUGUUCCGGAAUGUGUUUGGGCCCGUAAUUCCAGCCAAUACAAUGAAAGCAAUACGACUUAAAGGCAAAGGUGUUUUAGUUACAGCAGCUAUUUCUAAAUUUCCCGUAAGACUAAAAGACUUUCAAUUUCUUUUCAUUAACAGGAGAAAAUAUAUAAAUUCAACAAUAUUGAAAGAAAUUAAGUCACUUUUCCGACAGGUAGCUUUUGGCAGUAGCAGCAUAACCGAGCCAUCCAUAAAAAGUGUUGGAAAACCAUAUAACGCUUACCCAGUGUUUAUAAUAGAUGUAGAGUGUACAUCGAACAUCGAUGAUUUGAUUCAAAGCCCAUCAAAAGAUAUAAUACGACCAACUCUUCAUGAAGUGAUUGAUCCAAUGAUAAAGAAGAUUGUUACAUUAUUUCUGAAAUCGGAAGGAUAUUCAGUUCCUGAAACGGCAGUGAAUAAGGAAGAACAAGAACAGGAACAAAUCCAAAUACCACGUUCAAUGGCACAUGAAUUCUCGACCAAAUCAAAUUCGCUAUUGACAAGCAAAUCAGGAUUUGAUUCAAAAAUUAAGAUGGCAAAAUAUAUUCAUAAAGAUCCAACAGAAACUAUAAAUCCCAUUUUAAGAUCACCAAACAAGGUUACUAAGAAGGCAAUCAAACGCCUUCCAAGACCCUUAUCAUCAAACAACCAAAAAUCUCCGAAUAAACGCCGAUUGAAAACUCCCAUUUCCACUAAUGAUUGUUGGCUUGAUAUUCCGAAUGUCAUAUCUAAUUCACCUAAUAAAGGUUUAAUUGAAAGUGAUUUGAUGGCAUAUCAGUUAACCAGUUCUAUUUUGAAAGACUGUACAAUUAUUAAUCAAGUUGAUGACAAAUUUAUCUUAUUAAAGACCGCUUCCUCGCAAGAUAGAGAAUCUGUACUCUUGAUUGUGGAUCAGCAUGCCUGUGAUGAAAGAAUCAAGUUGGAAAGUUAUUUAAAAGAUUUCUUUCAAGAUGUGAUAAAUGGAACAAUUUCAUCACAACCACUUUGGGGUAUAGAAAUCGACGUUAAUUUCAAUGAGAGAGCAUUAUUCGAAGCAUUUAGGACUGAAUUUCAGGAAUGGGGGAUCGUUUAUCAAGUAAGCCAGAAUUUUUCAGGUCGAGAUAUCCUGAUGCUCCAAUCACUACCCACUCUAUUAAACUCAAAAGCGAACGGAGAUAUAUAUUACUUGAAGAAAGUUCUAUUGCAGCAUGUUUAUGACUUGCAAAACUUCAAGAGAUUAAAACUUAACAGGAAGGACAGGAGUACGAACGAGACGAAUAUCUCCAAGUUUGAUUGGUGGAAAUAUAUAAACUGCAUCCCCAAAGUUUUCCAAGAAAUAUUUAAUAGUAAGGCAUGUCGAUCAGCAAUAAUGUUUGGGGAUAAAUUGACCCAACAGGAGUGCACUAUUUUGAUAAAGAAAUUAUCCGAAUGUAAAGUCCCAUUCCAAUGUGCACAUGGUCGACCAUCUGUAAUCCCAUUAACAAAACUAAGACCUGGAUCAGAUUCAUAUGAUAAAGAUAUCUGUACUUUAAAUGGAGCCCUUUCAGAUUACGAUAUAUAA
This is a messenger RNA of Naumovozyma castellii, 2259 nucleotides long. It is a transcript of the gene MLH3, whose product is annotated as mismatch repair protein MLH3. The transcript has a single exon. NCBI's taxonomy places the organism in Eukaryota, Fungi, Ascomycota, Saccharomycetes, Saccharomycetales, Saccharomycetaceae. The coding region runs from base 1 to 2259 and encodes 752 amino acids. The record is from RefSeq and is a predicted model, not a curated record.